CAGCCUUGUGAUGAAGUUGGUAAACCACAGCCUGCCACCAGGGCUCUCCGGGCUGGUGCUUUCCGCUGCCGCGCACUCUUGACAUGCCUGUUCCCAGCUGGGGCAGCCCGGUCGUGCUCAGUCUCCGGCAACAUGGACCAAAGGGAGAUUGUGCUGCAACACCUGGAAAGGGCACAAAGCAAGAAGCUCGACCGAGAGAAGUUUGCCGAGGAGUUUUUGAAGCUGAAAAGGCAGUCAACAAAGUACAGAUCAGAUAAAAUCUACCCUACAGCAGCAUCUGAGCAACCAGAGAACAUCAAGAAGAACAGAUACAAGGAUAUCUUACCCUUUGACCACAGCAGAGUGGAGCUGUCCCUGAUUACCUCCGAUACAGAUUCUCAUUACAUCAAUGCCAACUUCAUCAAGGGCGUCUAUGGGCCAAGAGCUUACAUUGCAACGCAGGGUCCCCUCUCCACUACUGUCAUUGACUUUUGGAGGAUGAUUUGGGAGUAUGAAGUCCUGAUUGUGGUCAUGGCUUGUAUGGAGUUUGAAAUGGGAAAGAAGAAAUGCGAGCGGUACUGGGCAGAGGUGGACGGCUCUCCCUUGCAGUGCGGUCCUUUCUCCAUUGCCUGUGAAGCUGAAGAGAAGAGAAAUGAGUAUGUGAUUAGGAGGUUAAAGGUGACCCUGAAUGAGGAAAUCCGCACAGUCUACCAGUUCCACUAUAAAAACUGGCCUGACCACAAUGUGCCCUCAUCCAUUGACCCCAUCCUGGAGCUCAUUGGCGACAUUCGCUGCUACCAGCCAGGUGACAGUGUCCCCAUCUGCAUCCACUGCAGUGCAGGCUGCGGGAGAACAGGAGUCAUCUGUGCAAUCGACUACACCCAGAAGCUGCUGAGGGACAGGAUCCUUCCAGUGAACUUCAGUGUUUUUAGCCUGAUCCAGGAAAUGCGCACACAAAGGCCUUCCAUAGUGCAGACCAAGGAGCAGUAUGAGCUGGUUUAUGAUGCGGUGAUUGAGCUCUUCAAAAGGCAGAUUGAAGCACUCGAUGCCCAGGAAGACUCUGCUGCUUCCCAGGUCCAAGCAAAGCAUCCUGCAGCCAAGCCACUUCUGAGUCCAGUGGAAGAUAUUUAUUCCCUGAGUUUAUUAACCUGUUCAGAGCAAGAGAAGCAAGAUGUGCAUCAGCGCCUUCCCCCAGUGGUACAAAGCAAAGCAUCCCUGACAUCAUUGCCUGCCACAGGAGUACACAAGAGCUCUGCAUGUGGAGUCCCUCCCAUCAGACAAGCCAUCUCCUUCGGCACUUUGAACUGCAUCACCUGCAGGAAGGCAGCAAUCGCUGAGAAGUGGGGCACUGGGGGUGCUUUUCAGAAACACCACAGUUUGGAUUUCAAACACAUCUCUCCUGAGCAGCUGCUUCUCAACCUGGAGCCAACGGGAGCAGGCAGGAGAAGACCUCACAGCAGGGCACCUCUGACAUGGGCUGCAUCGACCCCUUUUGUGCUGGCACAGCAGGGAGAAGGCUGGGAAUGGGACAGAGGGGAUGCAAAGCCUGGUUUGAGUUCACAGUUGCCCAAUGCCUGUUCCUCAAGCUUCCAGAUGAAGAAGCAGGAUGGAUUUUCCCCUGUUGAGCUGAACCACUUGAGACAAGAAGCGUAUGGCCCUCCAAAGCACAGGGAGCAUGGGCAACGUCCUCACUCUUGCUUCUGCUCAGCAGAAGACCCUUACUUCUCUUCACUCUCUCCAGAAGAGCCCACGUCCCUGGUGUUUGCUGAGUGCUCUGUGGAAAGCCAGGAUGCACUUCUCCUUCCUUGUGCUGUGAGUGCUCCACCGCAGCCUGCUGUGGCCAGCUCCCUACCAUCCAGAUCUGCAUCCCACCACACUCCCCUGCUGCAGGACGAGAGGAUAUCCUCCUUGACGCCAGAGCCAGAUGAUGAUGAUGAUGAUGAUGACGAUCCUCCACCCCUGCCUGAGCGAACCCCCGAGUCCUUUAUCGUGGCCAGUGACUCUGGACAGUUUCCUCUGGCAACCUCUGAUUCUCAGCUUCCAGCCAGAGAUACACAUAUAGGAACCUCUCUGGAGCAGAGCAGCAAGUCUCACUCAGAGGUGUUCGAUGACUCAGUGAGACUGAGACCAUGUAAGGGUGUGAAGCUUCGGAGCCCACAAACAGAGACAACCUGGGAUUGCUCUAGCUCUCCUCCCCCGCUUCCUGAAAGAACCCCGAACUCAUCUGUUCUUGCUGAUGCUGCAAGUCUGCAGCCUGCUGCAAGAAAUUCUAUGUGUCCCGAGGGCUUGGAGAGCAACGCUGCCAUAACAUCAUCAAAAAAGUCUAACUGCUUCAGGAGAAGCAAGAGCUUGAAAAUACUGAAAAACAUGAGGAAGAGCAUCUGUAGUUCAUCUUCACUGACAAGAGCACCAGAUUCUGCCCCAUCAAACAAUUCCAGGUCCUUCCUCAACUUUGGCUUUGCAAACCGAUUUUCAAAACCUAAAGGACCAAGAAAUCCACCACCAGCAUGGGAUAUUUAGGUACAUUUAACAGAUUUGGUGUUACAGAUUUGUAAAGCACUACUUCCUCGCUCAUUAACUAAAGUUCUGAAGUAAAGAAGAACAUGAAAGUACCAGCAGGACUGCACUUUCAGUUAAUUUAUAGCAGGAUGGAAAUGAAAACCAGAACAUUUUAUGCUAAGGAGGGAUAAUUUUUUUGCUGUGUUUCGGAAUGUAUUCUCUGCAAAAGGAUGGAUUUGAGCUUUCUAAACCAGCAGAGCAGUCUGGUGAUAGGAUCUAGUGAAGACUCCUGAAUGAUAUGGAAGGCCAACAGGUUGGACCAAUGCAGAAUGAGACUCUGGAAGGUGCAGACACAGCAUCUGCCUGACUUCACUCAUGUGUGAAGGUUUACCUUAAUGAAAGACACUUAAGGAGUCAAAUUCCUUAAAUGUUUACAUCACUUGGAGUGACAAGGAUGAGCAUCUCUGA
Messenger RNA from Neopsephotus bourkii (Bourke's parrot), 2946 nucleotides. RefSeq names its product protein tyrosine phosphatase non-receptor type 22 (gene PTPN22). Gene Ontology annotation, molecular function: non-membrane spanning protein tyrosine phosphatase activity. Lineage: Eukaryota; Metazoa; Chordata; Aves; Psittaciformes; Psittacidae. Gene Ontology annotation, biological process: positive regulation of toll-like receptor 9 signaling pathway; peptidyl-tyrosine dephosphorylation; positive regulation of ERK1 and ERK2 cascade. Gene Ontology annotation, cellular component: cytoplasm; nucleus. The record is from RefSeq and is a predicted model, not a curated record. The coding region runs from base 133 to 2499 and encodes 788 amino acids. The transcript has 21 exons.